Molecule: messenger RNA, 2143 nt
Organism: Triticum dicoccoides
Lineage: Eukaryota; Viridiplantae; Streptophyta; Magnoliopsida; Poales; Poaceae
Exons: 2
Coding region: 163-1392 (409 amino acids)
Molecular function (GO): protein binding
Source: RefSeq, a predicted model, not a curated record
GUCACACGGUCCAGUUCGGGCAAGCCACUCCACGCUCCAGGCUCCACUCCCGCCCGCACGACAGCAGCAGCAGCAGGAGCGGCGGCCUACUCACCGGCGCGGCGCGGCGCGGACGCCGGACGGAAAAUCGACCAUCGCCCCCGGCGCGGUCUCUCUGGACUGAUGGCAGAAGAGAAGAAACCACACUCCCAGCCACCGCCGUCGUGGUCAGGCCUCCCGCUGGACCUAGCAGGCUUGGUGCUCAGCCUGCUCCCCGUGUACGCCGACCGCGCCUGCUUUGCCGCGGUGUGCCCGCAGUGGCGUGCCGCCGCGAGGCAGCUCCAGCCGCCACCGCUGCCGCUGCUGGCACUCCCUGACGGCACCUUCUACAGCCUCAUGUACGACAAGCCCUUCCGCUUCCCUGGUUGUGGCUUCGCUGGGUACGAGAAUGUCUGUGGCAGCUGGCUCGUCUUCUCACGCGAUGACGGAUGCUUCAUGGUCAACCCCUUCUCCCGGGCCACCGUGAGGCUCCCUGCUCUCUCAAGUGUACGACUCCGGCCUCCAAAUGCGUCUGCUAAAUCUAAAUGGGCAGAGGGCGGAAGUGUAGAAUCUGCUAACCUCUACAUCACAUGGAUGCGUAUCAAUAAAGCAGACAACCUGCGCAUAAGUAAGCUAAUCUUGUGCUCGCCAAAUCUCGUUGCUGCACUAGUUGGCAUUGGAUCCUUCAGCCAGAUUCUAAUGUGCCAGCCAGGGGCCUUGUCAUGGUCAGUACGUGCGUAUGAUCGGAUCGAGGAUUUCCAAGACAUGUCAUUCUACCAGGGCAAGCUGUACGCCAUUGCCAAGGACGAGAACCUCCUUGUGGUGAACAUCAGCCAGGACCAGAGCACCGGCGAUCCACAGGUUUGUCGGAUUGGACGAGUCAUCGAGGGUGAUUGUCCUACAUGGUAUGAUGGUGUAUUCGAGGACAACAGUUCGGCCUGCAAGAAGCUCUACCUGGUUGAAUCGCGUGGGAUGUUGCUGAUGGUACGCAGGACGAUUUGGUGUCAGUUUCCUGAACCUGGAGGGGACGGUAGAAUUAUGGGUGGACAGAAUGAGUUCGAGGUUUUCGAGGCUGACUUUGAGCAUUCACGGUGGGUCAAGGUGUCGACCGUGGGGGAUGACCAAGUGCUGUUUCUGGGGCGAAGGUGCUCGAGGUCCAUGUCCGUGUCGCAGUACGGGUUGCCGGGCGAUCGCAUCUUCUUCUUGGAUGAUGAUGAGGAUAAUCGCCUAGACUAUGCCUAUGAUGAGGAGAACGCUUCUUUCGGCGUCUAUUCCAUGAGAUUCCGCAGCAUCGGUUCCGGUGAUCCAAACAUUUCCUGGAAGCGGUGCGCUGAGAUGUAUCUGGCAGCAUGGCUCUUCCCUCAGGACCGUUGAGAGGUUGUUAUACUGUUAGCCGGCCCGUUAUCGCUAUGCAAGCUGCUCCCUGCGGGUUAUCUGACCAUGCUAUGGAUGUUGUUGUUCGUGGUUUGGUUGUCUUACCAUGCUAUAGAUGUUGUCGUUCUGUGGUUAUCCUGCAAGCCGGGAAUGCUUUGGUAUAAAUUAUGUGAACUUGGUUACUCUGUGUAAGUGGAGUGCAUCAGUACCUGUAUGAACUUAUUGUGGUCGUCACUACUACUACUAUGGAAGCUAGCUGUUAUCUGCACAAAGAGGUUUGCUGCUACUGUGGAUGAAUGAGUGAUCUUAAAAUCGUGUUGCUGCUUAUCUCUGGCAUGGUGGUCUCUUUCUUGGUCUUUAUUGUCACCCUGUAGCUAGCAAGUUAGUUGCUCAUCUUCAUUCUUCAACGUCAGGUAGUUUCAUGCUCAAGUUGCCAACUUGCGAUGAACCUCCCUCUUUGGUCCCAUGGAGGGGAUUGCUACAGCCAAGUGCCAUACAGAUACAAGACAUGCCGCCGAAUGUGUUCAAGGCCUUGCUGAAUUUCGUCUACACCGACUCGAUGCCCAAGAUGGGAGGUGGAAGGGGAAGCAGGGGAAGUCGGCGCUGAGGUUACGUGGCUGCGACACUUGCUUGCCGCGGCGGAUAGGCUUGAUACUGUGACUCUUGUUCCUGGAAUGUCUCACUAUAUUGGUACCGUGUGUAAAUCUCAUGUUCAUUGAUCAUGCAAUCCCCGGCCAGGGAAAAUGCAGAA